Messenger RNA from Salvia hispanica, 1200 nucleotides. The record is from RefSeq and is a predicted model, not a curated record. Lineage: Eukaryota; Viridiplantae; Streptophyta; Magnoliopsida; Lamiales; Lamiaceae.
AUGCAGGUGGUGCAGGAUGAUAGAAUCAGCGAAUUGCCCAAUGAUAUUCUAAUAUCUAUAAUUUCACGGCUUACCAUCCGAGAAGCUACUGCAACUUGCGUACUUUCAACUUGUUGGCGACAUCUGCAUUACUAUGUCACUCAUCUCAAUUUCCCAAAAUAUGAGAUUGGUGAAACAGUAUCAGACUACCUAUGUAUAGUUAACCAUGUCUUGAAUUCACAUAAAGGACGUCGAAUAAAAGAGUUGAGGGUGGAUAGGGCCGAAGGUCAUGAGAGGUGGUUUGAGUUUGCCCUGACUAAGAAAGCGGAACGAAUUCAUAUAGCUGAAGUUGGUAUUGAAUUUCAUGGACUCCCAAAUGGUCUUCAAUGCCUUAAAGAACUGAGUCUAUCUAGCAUUGAAAUAACCGAUCAAGACCUUAAGCUUUUGGUCUCCAAUUGCCUUGUUCUUGAAUGUUUGGCAAUUAAGUAUUCUACCAGGUGUGAAAAUGUGUCAAUUGUUGGCCACUCAAAACUGAAGCAUUUAAACUUCACCUACCUUCGGAGAAUUAGAUCCAUUAUGAUUCACGACCUGAUUAGUCUCGUUUCUUUGACGUGUUAUGAAUUGGGAAGCGGAUGUAGUGUGCAACUUAGUUAUAUUCCGAAGCUUACCAAACUCGAUCUUAGAGACAGUCGUAAUAGACUGAUGCAUGUUGAAUUCCUUGCCGGAAUGCCAUCUUGCAUACGCGACCAACUCAAACUAUUGCGCCUCUCGUCUCAGUAUACUUGUAGGUAUAAGCGGAAUCAUGGAUUGUUGAAUGAUUUGUCGCUUCAACUUGUAAAUAUAACACAUCUACAAUUUGUGCUUGACAUACGGGAUGAUUCUAACUGGCAUUACUUUUCAAGCUAUGCAUGUCGUUUGGUCGAAGCAUGUGGUUCAUUGCAAAAACUUAUGAUAAAGUUUCUUCCUUCACCGGAGUUGGGUUGGGGGGAUGUCAAAGAUGAAACAUAUGACCAUUAUGGCUGUGACUUGUCUCUAAAAUAUUUGGAAAUAUCAGGAUAUUCGGGUUUCGACUCGGAAUGGAGAUUGACUCUGAACCUCAUCAAUAACGUUACAUCUUUUCAAAAGAUGAUUGUUGUGGCAUGUGAUGAAGAGGCACUUGCUCGUGCACACCAUGAUUUUCGACAUAUUACAACAGCUAGUUUUUUAGUUACUCCUAUUUAA